This is a messenger RNA of Carcharodon carcharias (great white shark), 2196 nucleotides long. Its product is annotated as sodium/potassium-transporting ATPase subunit beta-1-like. The transcript has 6 exons. The record is from RefSeq and is a predicted model, not a curated record. NCBI's taxonomy places the organism in Eukaryota, Metazoa, Chordata, Chondrichthyes, Lamniformes, Lamnidae. Gene Ontology annotation, molecular function: ATPase activator activity. The coding region runs from base 422 to 1339 and encodes 305 amino acids. Gene Ontology annotation, cellular component: sodium:potassium-exchanging ATPase complex. Gene Ontology annotation, biological process: intracellular sodium ion homeostasis; potassium ion import across plasma membrane; intracellular potassium ion homeostasis.
AGAGUCAGUGAGUCGUUUACCUUCGGCGGAACUCCUGACACCUGGAGCUCCUAGACUCCGCUUCCCUUUACCCUUUCCCCGCCCCUCUCCCUUCUUCCUGGCUGCCGUUCACCCCAGGUUCCGAGGAACAGGAGGAUAUUAUAUCUUAACAAAGAAAAACAAAAAAAAUUAAUAAUCUUGCUGAGUCUCACAGUUUACCCUCCCCUCCUCCACUCUUACCACUACCUCCCUCCCCCACGCCGCCCCGGUGGGAGUGACGCCUCGAGUGUGAGCGAGCCCAACUCCAACCGUCGUUUCUUUUUGAAGAGUAACGGCCGCCGCGAGGUUGGGUGCGCGCUGCUGCCGCGAGCGAGGAUCUGCUUAACAGGGAGGCCAAGUUUCUCUCAAACUCUUCGACAACCCUCAGCCUUCUCAAGACAGCAUGGCUCGGGCAAAGGCCAAGGAGGGAGAUGGAGACUGGAAGAAAUUCCUCUGGGACUCCGAAAAAAAGCAGUUUCUAGGCAGGACCGGCAGUAGUUGGUUCAAGAUAUUCUUGUUCUACUUGAUCUUCUAUGGGUGUCUCGCUGGGAUCUUCAUCGGAACCAUUCAAGUACUGCUGCUCACUAUCAGUGAUUUCGAACCGAAAUACCAGGACAGAGUUGCACCUCCAGGAUUAUCACAUACACCGUAUACAGCAAAAACAGAAAUUUCUUUUGGUAUGUCAAACCCAAAGUCCUACGAAAACUUUGUGCGCAGUAUGGGCACCUUCUUGGAUGGUUACAAUGAAACCUUUCAGGCUGGCAGCGCUCAUUUUGAAGACUGUCCUGAGACUCCUAGUAACUACAUUAAUAGAGGUGCACUAGACGAAUCGGGUGGACAGAAGAGAGUGUGCAGAUUUAACCGUAAGUGGCUUAAGAAUUGCUCUGGACUAGAUGAUCCUAGUUAUGGCUAUGCAGAUGGCAAACCCUGCGUUGUUGCGAAGCUCAACAGGAUUAUUAACUUUUAUCCCAAGCCUCCAAUGAAUACCACUGCUCUUCCUGAAGAGCUGCAAGCAAAUUAUAAUCCGUUUAUUAUUCCUCUUCAUUGUGCAGCAAAGAAAGAAGAAGACAGAGACAAAGUUGGACACGUGGAAUACUUUGGCAUGGGAGGAUAUGCUGGCUUUCCUUUGCAGUAUUAUCCAUACUAUGGCAAGCGUCUGCAGGAAAAAUACCUCCAGCCCUUAGUGGCUAUUCAGUUCGUCAACAUCAAACACAACGUGGAAGUGCGCAUCGAGUGUAAAGUGUAUGGUGAAAAUAUUGGAUAUAGUGAGAAGGACCGCUAUCAGGGACGUUUUGAAGUAAAAAUUGAGGUCAAGAGCUGAUAACUGCAUAAUAGAAGUUGCCCCUUAUUUCAAAUUAGUCUUGAACAAACUGUCAUACAUAUGGGACCUACACUUAAUCUAUGCUUUACACUAGCUUUCUGCAUUUACCUAGGUAUGUAACAUAAAAGCAAUAGUAGUACAUAUUUAUUCUACUGUAAAUGAUACUACUUGAGCCAUGGGUAUACCCAUUAUUGUAAAUUAUAAUUCCACUAAUGUGUAGCAGUCAGUGUUUCUGUCCCUUGGGUAUUGCUGCCUUGUGCCUCGUGUGGGUUUGAGUGUACAGUACUGUAGUGCAUUCACUGGUCCUUCAAACCAUGUUGCAGUUUAUAAGCAAGCUUUGCUUUCCAAGUUGUAAAUACUUUGAAAAUUGCCAUGGUACAUGAUUUUGUUUUUUUGCCCAUGUGUAUGAACAUACUGCACUCUGAAGUUUUUGUGUAGGGGGGAGGGAGGAGAUAUUGCAUUUUCUUUUGGCAAUGUUAAGUGUAGGGUGAUGGGUUUUAUUACACUUCCUUUAGAUCUGUUCAAUCUUCAAUCUAUGUUGAGAUCUGGGUCUAGCUAUCAAGCUAUUGUGAUUAGUUAUUAAAGUUGUUUGCUGGAGCCAUCACAUGGUGGUGUCUAUGAAUGUUUUAACCAUUUUCAUGGAAGAUUUUAUAUUUAUGCAGUUGUAAAAUUUUUCUGCAAAGUAAUGUAUAAAAGAUACCAAAGUCACUGGUAAAAUCAUAAUCUUUAUUUUAAACCAAUGCAGUAGAAUGGUGUUCAUGGUGUAAAAUGCAAAUGCAAUGUAACAUCUGUAAACUUGUUGGGAGAACAGUACUCCACCUGAUUUAAAGCAUCAAAAAAUAAAACUCAUGAACCUA